Molecule: messenger RNA, 1083 nt
Organism: Penicillium crustosum
Lineage: Eukaryota; Fungi; Ascomycota; Eurotiomycetes; Eurotiales; Aspergillaceae
Gene: samB
Product: MYND-type zinc finger protein MUB1
Exons: 1
Coding region: 1-1083 (360 amino acids)
Biological process (GO): ubiquitin-dependent protein catabolic process; establishment or maintenance of cell polarity
Cellular component (GO): MUB1-RAD6-UBR2 ubiquitin ligase complex
Source: RefSeq, a predicted model, not a curated record
AUGGACACCACCGACGGAUUUGGAUUACGUCCCGUGCGUGACGCCGAGCGUCUUCCUAGCAUGCUCCCCGGUCUGCAGACUGGGAUCGUCUCGCAGCCCGACUCUCCGACCACCCCAAGUGGCCCCCUCCACUCACAACCUCGCACCCUUCCCCAAACUAUUGCCGCCCGUCAACGUCCCUUGAUCCGCCAGCAGCAGUCGGCGUCCGGUGAAUCGGAUGAUGCCAACGGCGAAGAUUCGACCAUGGGAGAUGAUAGCGCCAUGGGACAGCCCGCUGAAACCAUUGUUGGACUCCCUAACCGGAUGGAACUUGACGGUGUCAACGAGCGGGAAACAACGAUGCUAGAAGGUGUCUCUAACACCCAUGAUCUGACCGUCAAUGAUCCCUCUGAGGAAGACGGCCCGGAGGUGGAGACUUUCAACAUCACUCAUCGUUCGACUGUCGACGGCAGCAUCAUUAAUAACGGCAACACACAGGCCAACGGCGGACUCGGUCUUUCUCCUACCCAAGCCACCAACAAUCCUAAUUCUCCUACUCUCCCUGCUAGCCCCUACGCCAUGUACCUUCGUGACCGUCCUGCAGCCCAGGGAGUUUUGACAACCAUGCCUCGUGACGAGGAUGUCUUGAUGUCCCUCCAGCUGCUAGCAUAUGUCUCUAAAUACUGCUACCUCCGAUCAUAUUUCCAAUCAUCCCACCUUGUCCCCAAGUUGAACAUUGAUCGUGAACUCCAUCUUUUGGAUGAGAACGCCGAACCCUCUUCACCAAUUGAUACUUGUGAGGAGGAAGACGAGUACUUGAUUCCCGACGAUUUCAACAUCUUCCCCCUGGUGGAGAAGUUUACUGUUCGACAUCACACCAAGGACAUGCAAUACUGGGCAUGCGUGGUCAUGAGAAAUCUCUGCCGUAAGGAUGAGGCGAGAGGUGGCAUCCGCCAAUGCGCCUAUUACAAGUGUGGCAAGUGGGAAGAGUUCCAGCGUCAGUUCGCCAAAUGUCGGCGUUGCCGUCGCACCAAAUACUGCAGCAAAGAUUGCCAGAAAUCCGCCUGGGUAUACCACCGGCACUGGUGCCAUACGACCCCUUGA